AUGAAGUACCCUCUAGUGCCACUGGUGAACGACCUCACCUUUCCUUUUCUGCUUUUCUGGCUCUGCCUGCCGGUGGGCUUGCUGCUGUUCCUGCUGACUGUCUGGCUGCACUUCUUACUCAGCCGAGGUGGCCUGGGCUAA
Messenger RNA from Orycteropus afer afer, 141 nucleotides. Lineage: Eukaryota; Metazoa; Chordata; Mammalia; Tubulidentata; Orycteropodidae. The record is from RefSeq and is a predicted model, not a curated record.